CCGAGGUUCCAUCCAUUCUCCUCCCUUCAAUUUGCCCUCCCAUCGCUUCUGAACAAACGUUUAACAAGGUCAUCUGGUAGAAUCCGGUGUGAAGACCUGUGGCAUCAUGGAGAACGUCAGUAACGUGUCCCAGCCCAUGACUGCGGACGAGCUGUACGACUUAGACUUCCCGUCCAACAUGACUGACGUCUUCCAUCAGGACACUGACGGUGAAGUCCUGUGGGCGAAGAUCUUCCUCUGCACGGUGUACUCUAUCACCAUGCUGACGUGCGGCGUCGGCAAUCUCCUGCUCAUGGUCGUCAUAGCGAAAUACAAGGAGAUGCGGACCAUCACCAACGCCCUGGUGGCCAACCUGGCGCUGUCUGACUUCCUCGUGGCGGUGUUCUGCCUGCCGUUUAUCCUAGACUACCACAUCGUCAGGCCCAACCGGCCCUGGACGUACGGCGACGUCACCUGCGCUGUCGUCAACUACGCCCGGAUGACGUCCCUCUACGUCUCCACCAACGCACUACUGGUCAUUGCAGUGGACAGGUACGUGGUGAUCAUGAUGCCGCACAUCCCGCGGAUGAGUCGGGCCGUGGCCACGUGUGUGGUGAUGGCGGUGUGGGUGUGCUCCAUGCUGUUAGCCAUCCCCACAGCCGUGUAUUCACGUGCGCUCUACUAUGUCGACUUCCACGGUACAUUCUGCGGACUCGUCUGGCCCAUUGGUCAUCAAGUCAGAUACAAGGCUUACUAUUUGGCUGUUCUCCUGUUGGAGUUCAUCGUCCCUGUCCUGAUUAUGUCGUUCUGCUACAUCCGGAUAGCCCGCCGGAUCUGGUACCGGACGGUUCCCGGGCAGCAGACUGAGUCCCAGCAGGCCGCCAUGUUGAAAUCCAAGAAGAGAAACGUCCGACUGCUUAUCGUCAUUCUCGUGAUGUUUGUCCUGUGUUGGGGACCGUACUACGGCUAUGCCGUGGUGAGAGACUUCUUCCCGCGACUGCUGGCCAAAUCACGACUCAACAUCACCCUGCACUACAUCGUGGAAGCGGUCGCUAUGGGCAACAGCUCCAUUGACACCGUGGUGUACAUCGCCAUGAACGGCAACGUGAGGAAGUUCAUGAAGAAGCUGCCGCACGACUGCUACACGUCCUACAUGCAGUGGAAGAACCGCCGGGUCCAACCCGUCGGUCUCUCGGGCGCAGGAGGCAGACGUCCCGCAGCCAGACGCUCCUCCACGCGGUCCGACAACACCUUCCCUCCGUCAAACUACUCCAACUACAGAACCCGCGAUGUGAAAGAAGUCUUCUGUAUCGAGGACAAAGUAACUCAUAGAUCAAAUCCCUACUCUGGUGAGUAAGGGUCAUACGGACUGUUUACUAUAAGGACCCGUUAAUAUCGUCGUACAUCGUACAUGUGUCCUCUAAGAAUCAGCUGUCUUAAUAUUCGAAAAAGACUGUCUUAGAUUCUUGUCGGUAGUUGGUUCUGUCAUCGGCUGCCUGAAAGUUCAAAGUCGUACGACGACCUACGACAAAUGUGACCGUGACGUUACUGGCAGUAAAGUAACUAUUGAUAUAGUCAAAUAGUUUUAUGUACUAUGAAAUGUAGGAUUGGAAAAUCACAAGACUACAAGCUAGCUAGACCAUACCAGGGAAGCACAUCUCAGUUUAUUACUUUAAAGACAAAAUCAAAUCAAAGACAAGAGAUCUGAUGCUUUUCUGAUUAUAGGGCAACAUGUGAUACCAUGAAUGACACAUAGGACAACAUUUACAAUAUGUAAUCUUUAAAGACAUUACUUUGUAUGUAAAUGUUGAAACACAAUUUUGAGGUUUCGAGGGUUACAAAGUUACCAACUGGUGUAACAAUCACUUAAUGUCGAAUAAACUGUGUUGUUAAAUAGAUAUACAGGAUAUGAUACAUUGUUCUAAAACACACACACACACA
Molecule: messenger RNA, 1920 nt
Organism: Branchiostoma belcheri (Belcher's lancelet)
Lineage: Eukaryota; Metazoa; Chordata; Leptocardii; Amphioxiformes; Branchiostomatidae
Product: prokineticin receptor 2-like
Exons: 7
Coding region: 107-1336 (409 amino acids)
Biological process (GO): neuropeptide signaling pathway
Cellular component (GO): membrane
Molecular function (GO): neuropeptide Y receptor activity
Source: RefSeq, a predicted model, not a curated record